UGGAAGCAAGACCUGACCUAAGGGAGGUCUUCAGCCUUAACCUAAAGUCUCAUACUUGGAGCACUAUGACAUCGCCACAGCUCGAGUGGACCCUGCAGACUCUUCUGGAGCAGCUGAACGAGGAUGAAUUAAAGAGUUUCAAAUCCCUCUUAAGGGCUCUUCCCCUGGAAGACGUGCUGCAGAAGACCCCGUGGUCUGAGGUGGAAGAGGCUGAUGGCAAGAAACUGGCAGAAAUUCUCAUCAACACAUCCUCAGAAAAUUGGAUAAGGAAUGCAACUGUGACUGUCUUGGAAGAGAUGAACCUCACAGAAUUGUGUAAGGUGGCAAAGUCUGAGAUGCUGGAGGCCGGACAGGUGCAAGAAAUAGAUAGCCCUCAGCUGGGAGAUGCAGAAGACGACUCAGAGUUAGCAAAGCCAGGUGAAAAGGAGGGACGGAGAAAUUCAGUGGAGAAACAGUCUUUGGUCUGGAAGAACACCUUUUGGCAAGGAGACACUGACAGUUUCCAUGAUGACGUCAUUCGGAGAAACCAACGGUUCAUUCCAUUCUUGAAUCCCAGAACACCCAGGAAGCUAACACCUUACACCGUGGUGCUGCACGGCCCCGCAGGCGUGGGGAAAACCACACUGGCCAAAAAGUGUAUGCUGGACUGGACAGACUGCAACCUCAGCCCGACGGCCAGAUACGCUUUCUACCUCAGCUGCAAGGAGCUCAGCCACAUGGGCCCAUGCAGUUUUGCAGAGCUGAUCUCCAAAGACUGGCCUGAAUGGCAGGAUGACAUUCCACACAUUCUAGCCCAAGCACAGAGAAUCCUGUUCGUGGUCGACGGCCUUGAUGAGCUGAAAGUCCCACCUGGGGCGCUGAUCCAGGACCUCUGCGGGGACUGGGAGCAGCAGAAGCCGGUGCCGGUCCUCCUGGGGAGUUUGCUGAAGAGGAAGAUGUUACCCAAGGCUGCCCUGCUGGUCACCACGCGGCCCAGGGCCCUGAGGGACCUCCAGCUCCUGGUGCAGCAGCCGAUCUACAUAAGGGUAGAGGGGUUCCUGGAGGAGGACAGGAGGGCCUAUUUCCUGAGACACUUUGGAGACGAGGACCAAGCCAUGCGUGCCUUUGAGCUGAUGAGGAGCAACGCGGCCCUGUUCCAGCUGGGCUCGGCGCCCGCGGUGUGCUGGAUCGUGUGCACGACUCUGAAGCUGCAGAUGGAGAAGGGGGAGGACCCGGCCCCCACCUGCCUCACCAGCACGGGGCUGUUCCUGCGCUUCCUCUGCAGCCAGUUCCCGCAGGGCGCACAGCUCCGGGGUGCGCUGCGGGCGCUGAGCCUCUUGGCCGCGCAGAGUUUGUGGGCGCAGAUGUCCGUGCUCCACGGAGAGGACCUGGAAAGGGUUGGGGUGCAGGAGUCCGACCUCCGCCCGUUCCUGGACAGAGACAUUCUUCGCCAGGACAGAGUCUCCAAAGGCUGCUACUCCUUCAUCCACCUCAGCUUCCAACAGUUUCUCACUGCGCUGUUCUACGUCCUGGAGGAGGAGGAGGAGGAGGAGGACAGGGACGGCCAUGCCUGGGACAUUGGGGACGUGCAGAAGCUGCUUUCCGAAGAAGAAAGGCUCAAGAACCCCGACCUGAUUCAAGUAGGGCACUUCUUAUUCGGCCUGGCUAAUGAGAAGAGAGCCAAGGAGUUGGAGGCCACUUUUGGCUGCCAGAUGUCACCGGAGAUCAAACAGGGAUUACUGCGAUGCAAAGCAAAUCUUCAUGCAAAUAAGCCCUUAUCCAUGACAGAGCUGAAGGAGGUCUUGUGCUGCCUGUACGAGUCUCAGGAGGAGGAGCUGGCGAAGGUGGUGGUGGCCCCGUUCAAGGAAAUUUCUAUUAACUUGACAAAUACUUCUGAAAUGAUGCACUGUUCCUUCAGCCUGAAGCAUUGUCGAGACUUGGAGAAGGUCUCCCUGCAGGUUGCAAAGGGGGUGUUCCUGGAGAAUUACGUGGAUUUCGAACCAGACAUUGAAUUUGAGAGGUGCACCUACGUAAGCCUUCCCAGCUGGGCUCAGCAGGAUCUUCGCUCUCUUCGCCUCUGGACGGAUUUCUGCUCUCUCUUCAGCUCAAAGAGCAAUCUGAAGUUUCUGGAAGUGAAACAAAGCUUCCUGAGCGACUCUUCUGUGCGGAUUCUUUGUGACCACAUAACCCGUAGCACGUGUCAUCUGCAGAAAGUGGAGAUUAAAAACGUCACCCCUGACACUGCUUACCGGGACUUCUGUCUUGCUUUCAUUGGGAAGAAGACCCUCACGCACCUGACCCUGGAAGGGCAUGUCGAGUGGGAACGCACGAUGCUGCUGCUGCUGUGUGAUCUGCUCAGAAAUCACAAAUGCAACCUGCAGUACCUGAGGUUGGGAGGUCACUGUGCCACCUCGGAGCAGUGGGCUGAUUUCUCCUAUGUCCUCAAAGCCAACCAGUCCUUGAACCACCUGCACCUCUCAGCCAGUGUGCUCCUGGACGAGGGUGCCAAGUUGCUGUACAAGACCAUGACACACCCAAAUCACUUCCUACAGAUGUUGUCGUUAGAAAACUGUCGUCUUACAGAAGCCAGUUGCAAGGACCUUGCUGCUGUCUUGGUUGUCAGCCAGCAGCUGACACACCUGUGCUUGGCCAAGAACCCCAUCGGGGAUACAGGGGUGAAGUUUCUGUGUGAGGGCUUGAGUUACCCUGAGUGUAAACUGCAGGCCUUGGUGUUACAGCAAUGCAGCAUAACCAAGCGUGGCUGUAGAUAUCUCUCAGAGGCACUCCAAGAAGCCUGCAGCCUCACAAACCUGGACUUGAGUCUCAACCAGAUAGCUCGUGGAAUGUGGAUUCUCUGUCAGGCGUUAGAGAAUCCAAACUGUAACCUAAAACACCUACGCCUCUGGAGCUGCUCCCUCAUGCCUUUCUAUUGUCAGCAUCUUGGAUCUGCUCUCAUCAGCAAUCAGAAGCUUGAAACUCUGGACCUGGGCCAGAAUCAUUUGUGGAAGAGUGGCAUAAUUAAGCUCUUUAGGGUUCUAAGACAAAGAACUGGAUCCUUGAAGACACUCAGGUUGAAGACCUAUGAAACUAAUUCGGAAAUCAAGAAGCUGUUGGAGGAAGUGAAAGAAAAGAAUCCUAAGCUGACCAUUGAUUGCAAUGCUUCUGGGGCAACGGCACCUGCGUGCUGUGACUUUUUUUGCUGAGCAGCCUGGGAUCGCUCUACGAAUUACACAGGAAGCGGGAAUCUGGUCUCUAAGAUGUUUUAUGAAUGAAGGUCAGAGGGUCACGUGUUAACACUAGAGUCUGUGUCAAGAUGUCGAAUUUGACACUGGUUUUCUCGCUGUUUGUGGGAGAUUCUGCACAAGUCACACACCCACUUCACAUCACACUACGCACCUUCUCACGGGGAUAAUAAAGUGAGCACUCU
This is a messenger RNA of Rhinopithecus roxellana (golden snub-nosed monkey), 3406 nucleotides long. RefSeq names its product NLR family pyrin domain containing 7 (gene NLRP7). The coding region runs from base 66 to 3182 and encodes 1038 amino acids. Gene Ontology annotation, molecular function: protein binding. Lineage: Eukaryota; Metazoa; Chordata; Mammalia; Primates; Cercopithecidae. Gene Ontology annotation, biological process: negative regulation of interleukin-1 beta production; regulation of inflammatory response. Gene Ontology annotation, cellular component: cytoplasm. The transcript has 11 exons. The record is from RefSeq and is a predicted model, not a curated record.